Molecule: messenger RNA, 645 nt
Organism: Huiozyma naganishii CBS 8797
Lineage: Eukaryota; Fungi; Ascomycota; Saccharomycetes; Saccharomycetales; Saccharomycetaceae
Gene: YPT52
Product: Rab family GTPase YPT52
Exons: 1
Coding region: 1-645 (214 amino acids)
Molecular function (GO): GTPase activity; GTP binding
Source: RefSeq, a predicted model, not a curated record
AUGUUACAAUUCAAACUGGUACUACUGGGUGACUCGUCCGUUGGUAAGUCCUCUAUAGUGCACCGUUUUGUGAAGGAUACAUUUGACGAGCUGCGGGAGUCGACGAUUGGUGCGGCGUUUCUGUCGCAGACUAUAAAAGUGGAGAGUGAGGACCAACAGGAGGUGGUUAUCAAGUUUGAAAUUUGGGACACGGCAGGGCAAGAGAGGUACAAAUCUUUGGCCCCCAUGUACUAUAGAAACGCAAAUGCUGCUCUGGUUGUCUACGACGUUACACAGGAGGAUUCGCUGAAUAAGGCUAAGGCGUGGGUGGAGGAGUUGAAGAAUAAAGUGGGCGAUGAGGAUCUGGUCAUUUUUCUCGUCGGUAACAAAGUUGAUCUCUGCGAGGGGAGCGACAACGAGGAUAAGAGGGCCGUCGCUGCGACUCUGGCCAAGCAGUACGCGGAGGAUCAAGGGUUGAUGUUCGAUGAGGUCAGUGCUAAGACGGGACACGGCGUGAAAGAGGUGUUCCAAGCAAUUGGACAGAGAUUGUACGAUACUAAGAAAGAGGAACUGGCGACGAGGCAGAGGGGGAAUGGUAACGACGGCCAAGUCGACAUCAAUGUCCCAAGACCAUCGACAAACGACACCACGGGCUGUUGUAGCUGA